Molecule: messenger RNA, 5137 nt
Organism: Dunckerocampus dactyliophorus (ringed pipefish)
Lineage: Eukaryota; Metazoa; Chordata; Actinopteri; Syngnathiformes; Syngnathidae
Gene: kcnt2b
Product: potassium channel subfamily T member 2
Exons: 30
Coding region: 380-4093 (1237 amino acids)
Biological process (GO): potassium ion transport
Cellular component (GO): membrane
Molecular function (GO): intracellular sodium-activated potassium channel activity
Source: RefSeq, a predicted model, not a curated record
UCCCCAGUGGCUGGUCACACACUUGCAGCCAGCGCGUCCAUGCAUGUUGGAGCUCAGGCGGGGAGACUGGAGGAGGAUGCUGAUGCUGAUGUUGCUGCGAAGGAGGAGGAGGCGAGACACAAGCAACCAGUUGCUCUCCAGCUGUCAAAGUGGAUCCUCAGCCGCUACCUGUUGCCUCGGCUGGGGGGAGAAGUAAGAGAGCCCGAAUUGUUCAAUAUAGAAAGCAGUCAAUGAAAGGAUGAUCAUGUCGCGGAUGACGAUGCGUUUAUAAGACAGAAGAAGAAGAAGAAGAAGAAGAAGGUUUUGGGGGAGUUGUGGGGGUGCGCCACCUCCUCCGUGUGGAGGCUUUGCGGUGCGCCGUGUCUCUCGGUGAAGAACCAUGGUCGAACUGGAGAAGGAGGUGCUCCCGUUGCCCCCGCGGUACCGGUUCCGAGACCUGUUGCUCGGGGACUGGCAGGCCGACGACAGGGUGCAGGUGGAGUUCUACGUGAAUGAGAACACGUUCAAGGAACGCCUCAAGCUGUUCUUCAUCAAAAACCAAAGAUCCAGUCUGCGAGUGCGAAUGUUUAACUUCGCACUCAAAGUGCUGAGCUGCCUCCUCUACAUAGUCAGAGUGUUACUGGACAACCCGCAAGAGGAGAGGCCCGACUGCACGAGUGGCGUGAACUGCACCAAACAGACCACAUCCACCCGCCCCUGGAGCGAGUUUGACUGGAAGCUGAUCAUCUGGGUGGAUAGACCCCUACCGCUGUGGGCCCUGCAGGUGCUCGUGGCUUUUAUCAGCUUCUCAGAAACAAUGUUGCUUGUGUAUCUCAGCUACAAGGGCAACGUUUGGGAGCAAGUGCUACGUGUCCCCUUCAUUCUGGAGAUGAUCAGCGCCAUCCCAUUCAUGAUCACUGUGAUUUUGGCCUCUUUCAGAAAUCUCUUCAUCCCUGUUUUCCUCAAUUGCUGGCUGGCCAAACAUGCUCUGGAGAACAUGAUAAAUGAUCUCCAUAGGGCCAUCCAGCGGACACACUCGGCUAUGUUUAACCAGGUGGUGAUACUCAUCAGCACGCUGGUGUGUCUCAUGUUUACAUGCAUCUGCGGCAUCCAACACCUCGAGCGUGCAGGCAACAACCUGACCCUGUUUGAUUCGCUCUACUUCUGUGUCGUCACCUUCUCCACCGUGGGCUUCGGCGACGUCACCCCUCAGAUUUGGCCCUCGCAGCUCCUGGUGGUCAUCAUGAUUUUUGUGGCACUCAUUGUGCUUCCCAUCCAGUUUGAGCAGCUGGCCUUUCUGUGGAUGGAGCGUCAGAAAUCCGGUGGGAACUACAGCCGCUACAGGGCGCAGACGGAGAAGCAUGUGGUGCUGUGCGUCAGCUGUCUCAAGAUCGACCUCCUCAUGGACUUCCUCAAUGAGUUCUUCGCUCAUCCCCGCCUGCAGGAUUACUACGUGGUGAUCCUGUGUCCAGCAGAGAUGGAUGUCCAGGUUAGAAGAGUCCUGCAUGUUCCUCUGUGGGCCCAGAGAGUCAUCUACUUGCAAGGGUCUGCCCUCAAAGACCAGGACCUGAUGAGGGCCAAGAUGGAUGACGCCGAGGCCUGCUUCAUCCUCAGUAACCGCUUUGAAGUGGACCGCAUCGCUGCUGAUCAUCAGACCAUCCUGCGGGCCUGGGCGGUGAAAGACUUCGCUCCCAACUGCCCCCUCUACGUGCAGAUCCUCAAGCCGGAGAACAAGUUCCACGUCAAGUUUGCCGAUCAUGUGGUGUGCGAGGAAGAGUUUAAGUAUGCAAUGCUGGCUUUAAACUGCGUGUGCCCUGGUACUUCAACGCUCAUCACGCUGUUGAUUCACUCCUCCAGAGGACAGACUGCACCCCAGGAGGCUUUUAAGCAACGUGGAGGAGCUUUUCAAGGCCUGAACAGGGAAGGUGGCGCCUGCGCUGCGGACCAAUGGCAUCGAACCUACCGCCGCUGCUCAGCCAAUGAGGUGCACCACAUCCGCCUGGAGGAGAGCAAAUUCUUCGGGGAAUACCAGGGCAAGAGUUUCACCUUUGCCUCCUUUCACGCUCACAAGAAGUAUGGGGUGUGCUUGAUCGGAGUGCGAAGGCUGGACACCACCAACAUCCUGCUAAAUCCCGGCCCCUGCCAUAUCAUGGGGGCCUCUGACAUCUGCUUCUACAUCAACAUCUCCAAAGAGGAGAACUCGGCAUUUGUCCGGGGCCAGAGGGAACCGUCGUGGGGCAGCACCGGAGGGAACACAAGGGGCGUUCACCAAAGCAUUUACCAUGGACUCACCCGCCUUCCAGUGCACAGUAUUAUCGCCAGCAUGGGCACAGUGGCAAUCGACCUGCAGGAUUCCAGUGACAGCAGUCCAGAAGGUCCAGAUCCAGGGAGCGGUGGGCCUGGCAGCGGAAGAGGAAGCCGGAGCAGCUCUAGGACGGAGAUGAGCGGUGCUAAUACUUUGGCCUUGCCUGCUGUGGGAGACUCCGCCGAGGAGAGGCGGCACAGCAUCGCACCCGUCCUGGAGUUGGUGGAUGGCGUCAGCAACCCAACUUUUGACCUCCUGGGAGACCAGUCUGAAGAUGAGGGAGGAGAAGAGAGCAAAGAUGAUGGUGACAAAGACGAGAGCGCCCACUGGUGGGGCCGACACUGCGAGUGGGUGAAGGGCUACCCGCUCAACUCUCCGUACAUUGGCAGCUCUCCUGCCCUUUGCCACCUUCUACAAGAAAAGAUGCCUUUUUGCUGCCUGCGCAUGGACAAGGCUUGUCACCAUAUCCCGUUUGAGGACGCCCGCUCCUACGGCUUCAAAAACAAGCUGAUCAUUGUGUCUGCUGAGAGUGCGGGAAACGGCCUUUACAACUUCAUUGUGCCUCUACGGGCCUACUACCGGCCCAGAAAGGAGUUGAACCCCAUUGUGCUGCUGCUGGAGAGCAUACCCGAGGCAGACUUCCUGGAAGCAAUUUGCUGGUUCCCAAUGGUUUUCUACACAGUUGGCUCCAUGGACAAUUUAGACAGCCUGUUGCGAUGUGGAGUGACUUUUGCCGACACCAUGGUGGUUGUUGACAAGGAGAGCUCCAUGAUCGCAGAGGAGGACUACAUGGCUGAUGCGAAGACCAUCGUCAACGUCCAGACCCUCUUUAGACUGUUCCCAGCUCUGAGUAUUAUCACUGAGCUCACACACCCAGCCAACAUGCGCUUCAUGCAGUUCAAAGUCAAAGACCACUACUCUCAAGCUCUAUCCAAGCUGGAAAAGAAGGAAAGGGAGAGAGGAUCCAACCUGGUGUUUAUGUUCCGCCUGCCCUUUGCUGCAGGCAAAGUGUUCAGUGUCAGCAUGCUGGAUACACUCCUUUACCAGUCCUUCGUCAAGGAUUACAUGAUCUCCAUCACCAGGCUGCUGCUGGGUCUCGACUCCAUGCCAGGUUCAGGGUUCCUCUGUGCUAUGAAAAUCACAGAGGACGACUUGUGGAUACGGACGUACGGCAGGCUCUACCAGAAACUAUGCUCCUCCACUGGUGAUAUUCCGAUUGGGAUUUACAGAACAGAAGCCCACAAGCUUCCAGUUUCAGAGUCCCAGGUAUCCAUCACAGUGGAAGACUAUGAGGACACCAGAGAACCGAGGGAGCCCCUGUUGUCUCGAACCGGCGCUCACCGCAACUCUACCUCCUCGGAGCCCAUCUCGACCUCGUCCCACUCUUCGGACCACCCGCUGCUUCGGAGGAAGAGCAUGCAGUGGGCACGGCGGCUUAGCAGGAAAGGCGGACGGAGCUCCAGCGGGGCCAAGGGCGGCACCGGCAGCGCAGCCGAGAGGAUUAGCCAGCAGAGACUGACCCUCUUCCGGCGCUCGGAGAGGCAGGAACUUAAUGCCCUUGUGAGAACCAGGAUGAAGCAUUUGGGCCUCUCUCCCACUGGCUUCAAUGGGAUGACGGACCAAGGCAACAGACUGUCUUACAUCCUUAUCAACCCUUCUCCAGACACCAGACUGGAGCUGCACGAUGUUGUGUACCUCAUCAGACCAGACCCUCUCUCUUUGGUACCCAAUCAAGGCAGCAGCAGGAAGUGCAGUGCCGGACUCACAGAGAGCCACAGGUUUGAUACCCAGGACAGCACCCAUCUGUGAGACAUGAAGAGACAAAUAUAAUGUAUAAAAAACAAACAUUGCCAGAGGCCCAACAAGGACUCACGCUUGAGAGUGACAGAAAAUGGUGACGGAAGAGCGAGGCAGCCAGAUGGCCAUCAAAUCUUCCCACAGUCAGCCAUGGCAGAUGUGCAUGGAGCUUGUCGAGAACGGCGGCUGGGACCUUUUUAUUUAUGCACCUUCCUAUUUUUCAAGCAGAGUUCGGGACACAGAAGUGCAUUUAAUGAAAAACUUUAUGUAUUUAUAUCCACGUAUGUGCAUGUUCUGUAUUGCAUCAUGCACACUAUAUGGACUAAAGUAUUGGGACACACAAAAAUACAUUCCAACAUGGUAUCCACCGCGCUGGCCUUUGCAGCUAAAACAGCUUACGCUCUCCUAGGAGGCUUUCCAAAAGAUUCUGGAGUGUUUCCGUGUUCAUUUUUGCAUCCCAAAGGUGUUUCAUAAGGUUCAGGUCAGGGCACUCGCGUUCUUCCACACAGAAAAGGGCCUUCGAUAAACUGUUCCUACAAAGAUGGAGGCAUGGAAUGGUGCAAGGUCAAUUAACAGUCAUGGGGAACAACGGGGUCUAAUCAAUUCAAAAGGUGUGUCUAAGUACUUUAGUCCAUGGAAUGUAUGUGUAGUGUGUGCUGUAUGCGUGUAAGAGAAUGAAAGCCAGUCACUGCCAAUUUAAACCGGACAGCCAAAGGAAUCUGCUGCCAGACAAAAAGCUAUGGGAUGUAUUUUUGUGUUGUGUUUGUUUUUGUCACAUUACCUGUUGUUUGAUUGUAUUUUUGUGCUUCGUCAUGAAGCGAAUGUGAGACACGAAACCCACGGUUCGAAGGAGGAGUUCUUUCUUCCACCAUGCUUAAGUCAUGAACCGGACACCGAUUCAGUUUGUUUCUCGAGGCUUUUUACUCUGCGUUGGAAACGCUCGAUGUGCCAUUUCACACUCAAAGAAUUCAUGGUUGCGGCUCUGUGGUUGCUGUAGCUUCGGUGCCAUUAUAAAGAGAAGAAUAUAUGUGUACAUAUUAAAGUCAGUCAACUUUU